UUGCUGAAGAACAACACUUGGGCUCAACUAUUGUGGAAAACCAAAGCGCUUGAAAAUGGCCCUCAGUAGAGCACUGAGCAAUGAGAAACACCUGCUGAUGGGAGUCGCCCGUGAGUUGGGCAAUAACCGUGCAGGUGGUGUGAACUACAUCAUUGAACGUCCUGCAGAAGACGGCCCUCCUGAAGUAAUCAGGAUUGUCGACAGUGGCAAAGCUCCCAAUCUCCCAAUCUGCAUCUCUUCUGAUGAGGAAGAGGAAGGUGAGGUUGUGGAUGAAGGUGAAGGCAUUCCCCCGCUCCCCUCUGACGAUGAGGAUGCGUUUGAGGAACUAAUGGUGAUGGUCGAGGCAGGGGAUGAAGACACUGAUGAUGAUGAGGACUGGUCUGACAGCGGAGAUUCUGCGUAUGACUCCACGUGUGAGGAUGAGGAGGACUUGGAAGACGACUACGAUGAUGACAACAUCAGACCUCGCUCCACUCUCAUCCAGCGGUUCCCACCAGAAAACUUUUUGCAGGGAUGGCGACAAGUGUAUCCUCCUGAGCAGCAAGUGGAACAACCUGAAGACGGUCUGCCCUCAGUUUUUCAAAGGUUGGAAGAGUCAGCUCCCUCAACCUCAGGCCACAGCUCCUCCACAAACAGGAGCACGGAAGAUAGCUACGGAGAGCAGGUAAGUGUUAAAAGGCAGAGGUGGAAUUGUGUGGGAAGCCAUGAGGAGUCAGCCGCUUCAACUUCAAGCCUCAGCUCCUUCACAAACAGGAGCCGGAAAGAGAGCUACUGGGAGUCAGCUCCCUCAGCUUCAGGCCUCGGCUCAUUUGCAAACAGGAAAUACUGGCCGGGUCCUUUUGAGUGCUCAAGGUGGGCUGAUGACAGCGACUCCGAUUAGGACUGACAGCCCUGUUUGCUGCAGGAUUGGAAAACUGUAAAACCUUUGUGUCUGGCAGGGCUGGCCAAGCCCCAGGUAACCUUCCCACACGUCUGGCCUGGUUGGUGAAGACUUAAGUAGCAUCUUGCACCAGGGCUUUUUUUUUAAACAUCUGGCUUCUUUAUAUAGAUUUUUCUUUUGAAUAUGACUAGUUCCCUUUAAUAAUAAUGUAUAGGACACCUAAAUGAACUGCAUGUAGUGCUUUAAUCCAAAGCAUUUUUCGAAUGUGUCUCUUUCACCCAUUCUCUCACACACACACACACACACACUCAUACACCGAUGGCAGCAAGCUACCAUGUUUGUAUUUUUUUAAACUAAGCUGUAGAUGUGUAUACCAGAGGCAAGUUAACAAUUAAGGAUAACGUUAACAAAAGUGUCGUGCAAAUUUUGAUUUCACUUAUUUAAUAGUUCAUUAGAUUAUUAAUGUCACUCACUCUGUUGUACUGUCAUGUAUUUUUCUUUGCAACGUGUAGCUGGCUAUACCAGACAAAGGUAAAUUAAUACUGAAUGACAAGUCUCCUGGAAGUCUUAAUCUCACUUACCGGUAAUUCAAAGAUUGUUAAUUUUACUCACUCUGUUGCACAUCGUGUUUUUUUUAGUUAGGUGUAGGUGGCUGUAACGUACCGAGGUAAAAUAAUAAUAAAAAGCAACUUUGAUGAAAGUCUUCUGCAAUUCUUAUCACUAAUUUAAUAAUUCAAUGAUUAUUUAUCUCACUCACUCUGUUGUACUUCCAUGCCCCCCCCCCCCAGGUGUGUAGAUGGCUGUUGUGACAGGUGAAGCUGUGGAAGCUGGAGCACUGCCUCUGGUCUGCUGCAUCCAGCAGAGGCAUCUGUUCUUUCCCAGCCUUCAGGAUUAUACACACUGCUCCCCACAAGAAGCGACAAAGUGGAAGACUACAUCUGGGAUUUCCAUGACGACAGAGAAGAUGUGUUUGCUCCGGACCAGAUGUGAAGGAUGGACGACCAGCUGGAGAGCGGUGCUCCCCUCUCUUUGAGUUGGCUAAAGAGGAAAUUUGCCUCGUUCCUGUGCCGAAGACGCCGCGUCCCAGUGGCUCCAACGACUACAGACCGGUGGCACUGACCUCCCACAUAAUGAAGACCCUGGAGAGACUAGUGCUGGAACAGCUGUGGCCCAUGCUCAGACCCCUCUUGGACGCCCUUCAAUUCGCCUAACAGCCCCGGCUGGGAGUUGAGGAUGCCAUGAUCUUCCUACUGAACCGCAUCUACACCCACCUGGACAAGCCGGCAAGCACGGUGAGGAUCAUGUUUUUUGACUUCUCCAGUGCCUUCAGCACCAUCCGGCCAGCCCAGCCGGAUCCUGGAUUGUUGACUACCUGACUGGCAGACCACAGCACGUGCGUCUGCAGCACUGUGUGUCGGACAGCGUGGUCAGCAACGCUGGGGCCCCUCAGGGGACUGUCCUCUCUCCCUUCCUCUUCACCAUCUACACCACGGACUUCAGCUACCACACAGAGUCCUGCCGCCUUCAGAAGUUUUCUGAUGACUCUGCUGUGGUGGGGAACUUUGUCUCAUGGUGUGAGCGGAACCAUCUGCAGCUCAAUGCGACAAAGUCUAAGGAACUGGCAGAUCUACGAAGGGCCAAGGCACCAGUGACCCCGGUUUCCAUCCAGGGGAUCAGUGUGGACAUUGUAGAGGAUUACAAGUACCUGGGAGUACACAUGGACAAUAAACUGGACUGGGCUAAGAACACUCAAGCUCUUUACAGGAAGGGCCAGAGCAGCCUCUAUUUCCUGAGGAGGCUGAGGCCCUUCAACAUCUGCCGGACAAUGCUGAGGAUGUUUUAUUCAAUUUUCCUUUAGGCCUAUUUGGAUUACAUGUGUAUAUUUUUGGAUGACGUGUAUUUAUUGUUAAUUUCUUUUUACUGUAUAUAUGGUAGCCUUUCUAUUUGGCUUCUGAAUAAUUAAAUAUGUAUUUUUUUAUGA
Molecule: messenger RNA, 2861 nt
Organism: Siniperca chuatsi (mandarin fish)
Lineage: Eukaryota; Metazoa; Chordata; Actinopteri; Centrarchiformes; Sinipercidae
Exons: 3
Coding region: 56-880 (274 amino acids)
Source: RefSeq, a predicted model, not a curated record